CAUAAUUAAAAUUACGUAAAUUCGUGAAAAAAGUUUUUCAUAAAAUAAGGUCGCAUAGCCUAAGCAUGUCGAAGAAAUGAAACCUAUAUGAUUAAAAAAAAAACUGUCAGUGAAUACACAAUAUCCAUUAAGAUCGGGCUCAAUAAAGUAAAUUUUGUGAGUGAAAAUUUAUAAAAAUGUUCAAUUGCGCACCUAUGUUCAUGUUAUGUCCUAGUAUAAAAUUAUUUUGUUUCUUGUUACCGUGUGCUGCAUUUUUGGGUAUGCUAGGAAUGUAUAUAGGGAAUUUCUUUUCGUAUUACCAUCAACUUGUUUACACCAAAAUGAAUUCAUUAGUUGGUGCUUCAAAUUUAUAAAACCAACCACCAAACCAAAUUAAAAAAUUGCAAAAAUCUUCUUUCCGACCCCACUAAAUUGAUUUGACUAUGGGAGCAUCGAUGCCAAUGGUUACCAAGGCGACAGUAUAUUUUAUAAACAACACGAAGCCAGACAUCAUCGAACAGUUUUCAAAGAUGAUGACUGAUGAAGAAAAAUCGAAAAUAGCGAAACUACUACAUGAUGUCGCUGUCAAAGAAAAUCAAUUACCUGAACGUUGUUCUGGUCUUGUAAAAGAUAUUCGGGAAAAGUUCGGUAAAGAUUCUAAUGAAGACGAGGACAAAGUCGAAUCCGUUGACGAAACGUAUGAAAAUCCAUACAUAGUUGAUAAAUCACAACUUGAAGAAAUAGAAAGGAAACUGGAACCAUUGAUGUCAAAAAAUAAAAGAAAUAGUGUAGCGUCUCCUAAUCUAAUAGGCCACGAGUCAGAUCCUAAGCGGCCAUGGCGAACCAACUCCAAUAAAGAAAAACUGCUCCGGAUCGACAACGAGCUAAAACGACACUUGGACAAAGCUACAGACCUGAUCGCCCCUUUGUCGGAUGGAGAAAUGAGUGAUAUAAUAAAACAAAGUCGAGAAGAAUCUAUUACGACACGCCCUGUCGAGUAUGUCCGACUGGUAGAUACUGUAGAGGAAGCAAAGAAAACUUUAUUUAAUUUUCAGUACAGAGCUGUUUGCAAUAGUACUGCGACGGCGAUAUUACGAGAGGCGCACGCACCAGUUGAUCAAAACGAACCUCAUAAAAUCUAGCUAAUCCUGUUCGGAUUGCAGUACAAAUGUGUUAAAUAAAAAUAUUACUUGUUUACUCUUAAUGAGCAAUAAAUUUGUAUGAACAUUUCAUUAAAA
Bombyx mori (domestic silkworm) is the source of this 1217-nucleotide messenger RNA. RefSeq lists its product as uncharacterized. Lineage: Eukaryota; Metazoa; Arthropoda; Insecta; Lepidoptera; Bombycidae. Bases 423 to 1121 code for a protein of 232 amino acids. The transcript is spliced from 2 exons. The record is from RefSeq and is a predicted model, not a curated record.